AUGAAUGCGGGCUCUAGUGAAAACAAUCAGUAUGAACAAAUGAUUUUUGAUGCAUCUGGUCCAUCAUUUUUCCCACUAAAUGCCGAGAAUUACCAAGAUGAAGAGCCACAUAGUAGUGCACAAAACUUCUAUGAUUUGUUAAAUGCUGCGAGGCAACCUUUAUCAAUGAAUGUUAGUGAAGAAACAGAGUUGGCAUAUACAUUAAGGAUGAUGAAUAUCAAGACAACUUUUAAUAUACCGCAGUUAGCAAUGGAUCAGAUAUUUGACUAUAUUAACCAUUUGAUGGGUCCCGAUAAUCGAGUACCUAACAGGUAUUAUGAUGCAAAAAAAUUACUUACAAAGCUUGGUCUUGGACAUGAGAAGAUUGAUUGUUGUGUAAAUAGUUGUAUGUUGUACUAUAAGUCUGAAAUAAAUGACAAGCACUGUAAGUUUUGUGGUGAGCCAAGAUUUAAACCACGCCCACCUAGAUGUACUUGUGCAAAAGAGGUGCCACGCAAAAGAAUGCAUUACCUUCCUCUCAUCCCUAGAUUGCAACGAUUGUAUGCAUCACAUAGCUCUGCUUCACACAUGCGGUGGCAUUAUGAAAAUCGCCGCGAACCUGGUAUUAUGUGUCAUCCUUCAGAUGGUGAAGCAUGGAAGCACUUUGAUAGAAGGUUUCCUGAUUUCGCAGCAGAUCCUAGAAACGUGAGAUUGGGCUUAUGUUCUGAUGGAUUUUCUCCUUUUGGUUUCAAUGCGAAGCCAUACUCUUGUUGGCCUGUUAUGGUUGUUCCGUAUAAUCUCCCUCCUUCAAUGUGUAUGACUACACCAUACACAUUCUUAACAUGUAUUAUUCCUGGAGAAAAGAACCCAAAAACCAAUAUUGAUGUCUAUUUGCAGCCUUUAAUUGAUGAACUUCAGUUGUUAUGGGAAACAGGUGUCUUAACUUAUGAUUCAUCACUGAAACAAAAUUUUAUGAUGCGAGCUGCGUUAAUGUGGACCAUCAAUGACUUUCCUGCAUACGGUAUGUUAUCUGGAUGGCAGACAGCCGGGAAACUAGCAUGUCCUUAUUGUCUUCAGUAUUCUAAAUCAUUUUACUUGAAGAAUGGUCAUAAAACAUGUUGGUUUGAUUGUCACCGUCAAUUCCUUCCAAUGAAUCACUCUUGGAGGAAGAAUCGAGAUGCCUUCAUCAAACGACGGGUAGAGAAAUCAAUACCUCCACCAAUUAUGACAGGGGAUGAAUUGUUUCAUUGUUUGGAAAAUAUCCCAAGGAUUAUUCACUACUACAGAAAACACUUAUAA
Messenger RNA from Ipomoea nil (Japanese morning glory), 1278 nucleotides. RefSeq lists its product as uncharacterized. The transcript has a single exon. NCBI's taxonomy places the organism in Eukaryota, Viridiplantae, Streptophyta, Magnoliopsida, Solanales, Convolvulaceae. The coding region runs from base 1 to 1278 and encodes 425 amino acids. The record is from RefSeq and is a predicted model, not a curated record.